AUGAGCAUAUCAAGGACCCGAUCACAGACAAUUGUUGCUGAUGCUGUUGAGGAGAACGCGUGGGCGCAGCUUGGUUUUAUCAGCAAUCUCCUAGUCCGCUGCCGGCCUUCCGCCCUCCGUCAAAAGUACUUGACUUGCUGCGCGUGGAGUGCAAGUCAGUUGAGGUUAACCUCCAUAGGUAAAACCAGUGGCUUGCAUCUACGUCUAGUGAAGCUGCUGCUACCGUCCAAAAGUCAUUUGAGCACAGCUCUAUCGAACAGCUACCGUUUGCGCGGCUCAAGCUUUAAAAAUAUCUUCGUGCGCAAAAGCAUGACCACAGAAGAGCGCAGUCGUGAGCUCUUCGGUAAGAGUGUAAGGCGCGCAAUGACCAACUUGGCAACCGUGUUUAAAUCGCCCGUG
Molecule: messenger RNA, 399 nt
Organism: Ostertagia ostertagi
Lineage: Eukaryota; Metazoa; Nematoda; Chromadorea; Rhabditida; Trichostrongylidae
Source: the annotation of a GenBank genome assembly